This is a messenger RNA of Spinacia oleracea (spinach), 621 nucleotides long. RefSeq lists its product as uncharacterized. Bases 99 to 329 code for a protein of 76 amino acids. The record is from RefSeq and is a predicted model, not a curated record. Lineage: Eukaryota; Viridiplantae; Streptophyta; Magnoliopsida; Caryophyllales; Amaranthaceae. The transcript is spliced from 4 exons.
UCCGGUCUUCCAUAACCCGGGUGAACCAGCCAAAGCCCACAAGCAGUAAAAGCAGUUGUGCACGACUACAGUCUACAGGCAUACAGAGAUAAGAGAGAAUGGGAAGCGCGUGUUCAUGCUUCGACGGCGAGGUUAAGGAGCAGAAAAGAGAGCAGGACCGCUUAGCCUCGGCUGAAGCUCGCGCUAAAGCCGCCGAAGCUGCCCAAAAAAGGCAACAGGAAUUUGACCAGUCUGCUAUAGGGAGAGCUGUCCGUGCACAGGCAGCAAAAGAAAAGCAGUCUGGGAACACUAAUAAGGGUGAACCAGGUCUUAAGUGGCAGAUGGGAUAACCAUUGACCAACAACUAUUCAACAACCAUUUUUUGAAGAAUUUGAUGAUAUAUUGUGGAGUGUGAGCACGUAUUCUGGCAGCUUAAUGAUUUUGAGCAACUGGUGUGGUUUCAGAUGGGGACUAGUGUACAUAAAAAGCCUUUGUUCUCUGUGUUUGUUGUUCUUGAUGUAAAUAUUUCAUUAUGCUCUUUACAUCGUAAAAACUGUUAUCUUGACAAAAUGUAUGGAAAUAUGCAACCGUUGCGUCCAAAACUUAUCUGUUUAUAUUUACUUGUUCAACAUUUGUUUUUUA